Bipolaris zeicola 26-R-13 is the source of this 192-nucleotide messenger RNA. RefSeq lists its product as uncharacterized. The transcript has a single exon. Lineage: Eukaryota; Fungi; Ascomycota; Dothideomycetes; Pleosporales; Pleosporaceae. The record is from RefSeq and is a predicted model, not a curated record. The coding region runs from base 1 to 192 and encodes 63 amino acids.
AUGCGGACGAUGUAUUUGCGGAUCCUCUUUUCCGUAUUCCAUUUUCACAUCCUCAGCCUCGGGAAUGCGUUCUGGACCGGGUUCCGGAAUCUGGCGAGAAAGCAGCGGGGGAAGUCGGGUGGCCAACGCGGCUAUGGCGAGAGCCUGGGUACUGCCGGCUCUGCUCUAAAACCAACACUCGACAGCUGCUAA